Molecule: messenger RNA, 769 nt
Organism: Sinocyclocheilus grahami
Lineage: Eukaryota; Metazoa; Chordata; Actinopteri; Cypriniformes; Cyprinidae
Product: mitochondrial import receptor subunit TOM22 homolog
Exons: 4
Coding region: 216-620 (134 amino acids)
Biological process (GO): intracellular protein transport
Cellular component (GO): mitochondrial outer membrane
Source: RefSeq, a predicted model, not a curated record
UAAGACCUCCCUGUCGAUAGGUGUCCUAAUAUGUCUUUGUGCUUCCUUUCAAGGAACCGGGGAAGUAAAUCCGCCUCACAUGUAACCAAAGUGACCUCAGGUUUCAAUGCGUGCUCUGUGGUUCUAAGUGGUUGUGAAGCUGUAAAACAUCCCUGAGGUCCUUUCACAGUUAUAAUAUAACGUUAUUGGUAAAAGUGACUAGCGUCGUAUUUUAAAUGGCUGCUAUCCAGGAGCUCUCUCCAGACUCUGGCCGUGGGGAGACACGACCCCCCGAAGACGAGAUCGAGGGUGAUGAUGAGGAUGAAGAGUUGGAUGAAACACUGUUGGAGAGGUUGUGGGGUCUCACAGAGAUGUUUCCAGAAUCACUGCGAUCAGCAGCUGAAGUUUCUGCACAGUGUUCACUAUCUGUAGGCAAAAAACUUUACAGUUUCUCCCGCUCUGCUCUAUGGGUCGGUACUACUUCCUUUAUGAUUCUGGUUCUGCCGGUUGUCUUUGAGACUGAGAGGUUACAGCUGGAACAGCAACAACUACAACAGCAGAGACAGAUUUUGUUGGGUCCAAAUGCUGGCAUGUCUGGAGGAAUGCCUGGAAUGAUGCCACCUGCUCCUGGGAAGCUGUGAUGAUGUAUAUAUUGUAGCAUCCAUGAGUUGUAGAAGAAGAAGGGGAAAGAGAGAGGGAACAGGAACUGGAGAAUGAUGUGAGAAGAUGCUGUGCUUGGUCAACAUCAAGAAGUCGUUACCCUGUAUAGUUGUGUGUACAGUGGAGACCC